GGCGGUUCCCGGGGCGGGCCGGGGCUGAGGGGCGGCCGCGGGGUGACGUCCACGUCUGUGUGUGGAGUGGCUGUGGGAUGCCGUGCUGACCCCGGGCUGUGCUGACCCCGAGGUGAUGCCGGCCCCUGCCCCACCGUUCUGGCCCGCUGAGGCGUGACCGCGGCACCACGGCGGGGCCGGCCCGGCCCACGCGCUGCAGGGUGGUCAUCUACCUCCAGAAGGACAUGUCGGGGGACACGUGCCUGGGCAGCGCCCUGUGUCCGGCCGCGGGGCACAAGCCCAAGGCCGGCGGGCUCAAGGGCAGCAGCCUGGGGAACAAGUACGUGCGCCUCAACGUCGGGGGCUCCCUGUACUACACCACGGUGCAGGUGCUCACCAGGCACGACACCAUGCUCAAGGCCAUGUUCAGCGGCAGGAUGGAGGUGCUCACCGACAAGGAAGGCUGGAUCCUUAUAGACCGUUGUGGGAAGCACUUUGGAACAAUUUUAAACUAUCUCAGAGACGACACCAUCGCACUUCCAAAACACAGGCAGGAGAUCAAAGAGUUGAUGGCAGAAGCCAAGUACUAUCUCAUCCAGGGCUUAGUGGACAUGUGCCAAGCAGCCCUGCAGGACAAGAAAGACUUGUAUGAACCUGUCUGCAGCAUCCCUAUUAUCACCUCUCCGAAGGAAGAGGAGAGACUGAUAGAGUCAUCAAUGAAACCUGUUGUUAAACUGCUUUAUAACAGAAGCAACAAUAAAUACUCCUACACCAGUAACUCGGAUGACAACUUGCUGAAGAACAUCGAGCUGUUUGACAAGCUGUCGCUGCGGUUCAACGGCAGAGUGCUGUUCAUCAAGGAUGUGAUCGGGGACGAGAUCUGCUGCUGGUCCUUCUACGGGCAGGGCCGCAAGCUGGCCGAGGUCUGCUGCACCUCCAUCGUGUACGCCACGGAGAAGAAGCAAACCAAGGUGGAAUUCCCUGAAGCUCGAAUUUAUGAGGAAACACUAAAUGUCCUACUGUACGAGACCCCCCGUGUCCCGGAUAACUCCCUGCUGGAGGCCACAAGCCGCAGCCGGAGCCAGGCCUCGCACAGCGAGGAUGAUGAGGGCUUCGAGCUGCGCGACCGCGUGCGCCGCAUCCACGUCAAGAGAUACAGCACCUACGACGACCGCCAGCUCGGCCACUAGUGUGUCCCCCUGCAGCAGGGGCUGCUCCAGCCUGUGUCCUUGUCCUUGGACAGGAGGGAGGGAUCCCUUGGUCUCUGGCCAUUGAUUUUCAUUGGGUGUCUCGGCUCCCGAGAGAAGCAAACGGGGAUCUGUGUGCACAAAGCAGCACUAAAUGCCAAGGGCUUGGAGAACUGAGGUGUGAGUUGUGCACCUUGUGCUUUACCUGCAGGCUGGCCCCUCUUCCUGCUGGGGAGGGGGGAUUUGGAACACUGGUUCUCAGUUUGUGGUUCCUCUUUCCUAUCUAAUGACUUACGGUUUCCCCCCUUGACGUGAGCAGCACUGCUCUUCUGAGUGAGGUGGCGCGGUUUGAAAAGCUCUUUCCAGACACCUCCCCUUUCAGGGCUUGGUAUAGUGGAACUUACAGUUAUUAAAUCGAGAUACUGAAGAGAGAACUUGAAUGUGGCUGCUCUUGGCAGACGCUACAUGGGAUAAGCGCCAGGAGAAACAUUUGGCUGGCCAGUCAGCUGCACCUGUGCUCUCCCACCCCUGUCCCCAGAACACCUGCAGAGGUUUGUGUUCCAGGAUAGUGUCUGUAAAACUCAUUGAUUCCAAGGCAAGCUCUUCCAAAGUGGUAAGAAUCAAGUCAUCAAACAACCUCCCCAUGUAAAAAAUGGAAAUCUCUGAAAAUGUAAAUGUGUAGGUAAUGACUCGUCCUGGGAGAGAGAGAAAUGAGUAUGGUGAGGGAAGAAACUUGAAGUAAGCAAACUUGAGCAGAUUGUGGCAGCGUUGCCAUGGUUGAAGCUUGUCACAGUGAAAUCCUGUUUAUAUAAACAAGGGUAAUCUGGGGGAUUGGUUUUACAUUAGUUUCCUCCUGUGGCCCAAAAUUGCUAUUUAAUGUUAAAUUUCUCAAGCGAUGGGGGAGAAAUUGCUGUGACUGGGGAUGUACAGGCUAAACAAUGUUUUCUAAGGCUAGAACACGUGAAUUCCAGUUCUGUGUCCUAAAUGCCUUCUAGAGUGUAGAAGUUGAAGAAGAAAAACAGCUGUGAAAGUCUUGUUCUAACAUGGAACUGCAGGAGGCUUUGGGCACAGGAGAGAGGUGGCCUAUAUUGGAUUUUAGACUGAAAUAAUCACUUUUAUUCCGAGUGCUUGGCUAGGUGCUAAUUGUACAGGGCACUUACGGAGCUGGGAGUCAAGUCUGCUCUGCAAAUUUGGAAAUUUCUGAAAACAGUUUCAAAUUUAGUAUGAAAAGUCAUUAUUGUAUUUUUAAAUGUGUGCUUGUAUGUUUGAGCUGUAGGUAGCAGAUUCUGGUUUUGCCACUGUCAUUCAUGGUUAUUUCUGCUGGCUGCCCACUGGGAGCCGUGGAUAUGUCAGCUUUGUUCCACAGCUGCCUUUGUGUUCCCAUAUCAUACUUGGUCAUGAAGCUCCAGAUUCCACAGUGGUCAGUCCUGAACUGCUUUGACCCAUGCCAAAUCUGCCUGUAAGAUUUAAAGAAAAUUACUGCAAAAGCCUGACAAAAAAAAAAUCCCAAAUUAAUGCAGGGAGGUCAUAAGGGGAAUUGAGAUGUAGAUGGUUUGGGAGUAACAGGAGCAGGGGAGGGAACAAAAAAUUAUUUGCACUCAUUUAGGUUUUUGAAAAUUAAAUUGUUGUCCGUUAGUAAGAAAACACUAGCAGACCUUUAGGAUUUUCUUGCCUCUACACGUGGCAGGAUUCACUUCAUUCUCCUCACAUUCAGGAAGCAGCAUUGCACAGGGGUGCACCUGCCUUGUUGUGAAAGGCCUCUUGAAACCUCAAUAUUUCUAACAACUUCUUUUAUAUUGCUUUCUCUAAGGUUUUGUUUUUCCAGGUGGUUAUUCUGUUGUGCCAGGAAAAAUACAGCUGUUGAGAUUAGAUUCAACAAAGAUUUUGGUGGUAUUUCUCUCUAGUUCUGCUAGAGUGUGAUGUGGAUUUUAAAUUUUUUUUUUCUCUCCACUGAUGCUAUUGAAUUUGAAGGCACCAGCAGAGGCUGCAGUGGUGGGGUCUUUGUGCUGCAUUUAAUAGCUUCAAGUUAUUAUCUUGUGCUUUUUCUGUCUUGUAACAAAGGCUGAUGCCAUUUAAAAUCCACAUGUGGCACUUCUGUUUCUUGGCAAAUGAUUUAUAUUAUUUUUUUCUUGUUACUAUCGUAGUGAAUGUUAACAGAAUAAGUAAGUGAUGUUGAUAGCCUUGCAAAACUGCAUUUAAGUUAUAAGCAGAAAAAUGUCAUAUUUGCAUUUAUUUUUUCUGGGGAGGACAGGUAUGGGAAGGAGUGUGUGAAAGAGAAUGUGGGAUCUGUGUGCUACUCCAGAGGCUUUCUGUGCUCACAGGAUUCAUUAAUGAAAUGGAUCCAACUUGUGAAUUAUUACACUGUAAGAAGCAGAGAAAAGCUUGUGUUUUGGUUUAGUUGGUUUUCCUUUCCCUAUUUCCCAUAGCCAACAAGUAGUAUUAAUUUCUGAUUUGAAUUUAGAUUAAUUAACCUGGGAAACAGUUUUGAGAACCAUCUGGGUUGUGAGAAUCUUUUAUCAAGUGCAGAGGAUCCUCUUGGUAUUUGUGGAAUGUGGAGUAUCAAUAAGAACAGUCAGCAGUUAUGAGCACGUUUAAAAUACGUGCAGAGAUCCUUUUCAUUUCUCCUGAGUUCUGUUUGUCUGGGACUGAAUGUCCCUUGCCCCAAAAUCAUGUCCUGGGCAUGUCCAGUCUCUGUCCCACCCAGUUCUGAUCAUUUUGAGUACUGGGGUUGUAACACAUGCUUUGUAUUCUCACCUUAAUCAGUCUUUAGGUAACUGAAGGCUAUUAAUUAUUUUGACAGGAAUGUUCUAGACAUUCUAGAGCACGAGUUUACAGCCUGGUGUAGUGCAGGAGCAGCAGCACUGAGCAGGAUGAUGCAGUUUAAAGGCAACAAGUUGUCACUUGUACUGGCUUCCACACAGACCAUCACCAGUGGGUGCAUUAAUGAUGUGCCCAGGAAUUUGGAGUAGCCUUUGGGAGAAAAAAGAGCCUUUUUGCCCCACUUACAGGGUGUGAAUUGUAACUACAUUAGCUGACUUUCUUACAAGGCUCUGUCCUCUUCACUCCUAAAUUUAGGCAAACCUUUGUGCGUUCAGGCACUGCCUUGGCAGACUGAGGGAAUGAAUGGGAACCUUUCCCUGCCAUCCGUGCCCAGCCUUGUCCUUACUGUGGGCUUGGUUUGAUUUUGUUCUUCUCGAGGUUUUUCAUUUUCAGACAGAAUUCUCUCCAGGCAGCAGUGGUGAAUGUACCUGAACUGGAUGGGUCUGCCUAGCAGCCCCUGCCUUACAGUUAGGUUGUGUCCUGUGACAAUCCUUGGCAUUCAGUCUUCACAGCCGCCUUCCCCGCUGUGCUGUUGGAGAGCUCAGGUGUGCCUGGGAGGCGAAUCCUGUUCCAGCUCUGUCCCUCCCUCGGGGACAGACAGCAGGCUGUUUUCUGUACCUGUGUCACUUCUCAUCUAAUGGAAUGGUAGUUAAGACCCUCCCCUACCUCACAGGGUGGUUGACACUUAAAUUGUUCAUUAAGAGUAAAGGAUUUUUAUGAUAUUUUAUAUCCAGAGGAUAGCAAAUAUCAUUGCUGAUCUUGUUUAAACUGACAUUCUGUGAUCAAGUUAUUUUCUUAGAGAUUCAAUCUUUGUUUUAUUUUUAUGUCUAACUUUUAAGGGUCAGUUUUACAGAUAAAGUACCUAGUUAAUGCAGUAAUUAAUCAAUUAUCUGUUGGUUAAAGUGUUUUGCCAGUGCAUUAAACGGAAAUAGAACACUAAUUUUUAAUAAAGUGUUAUAUUUUGUCUUCUGUGA
Molecule: messenger RNA, 4960 nt
Organism: Corvus hawaiiensis (hawaiian crow)
Lineage: Eukaryota; Metazoa; Chordata; Aves; Passeriformes; Corvidae
Gene: TNFAIP1
Product: TNF alpha induced protein 1
Exons: 7
Coding region: 225-1169 (314 amino acids)
Biological process (GO): proteasome-mediated ubiquitin-dependent protein catabolic process; negative regulation of Rho protein signal transduction; protein homooligomerization
Cellular component (GO): Cul3-RING ubiquitin ligase complex
Molecular function (GO): protein binding; ubiquitin-protein transferase activity
Source: RefSeq, a predicted model, not a curated record